AUGGCGUUUCUGGGGGCGGCCGCGUCGCCCUCGCAGCUGCUCGUGACGACAGGGUCUUUCCUGGCGUGGUUGCUCGUUCAGCAGUCGCUCGCUGGGCCGCUGCUGUCGCGGGUGUUCGGCCAGAGCCUGUGGACUAGCAGGACGGCAGAGGAGCGCCACGCAUGCGGGAUUUCGAUGACCUGCGGAUGUUACGGCGUGGCCGCAGUAUCGUUCGGACUGAUCGGGCUGCUGUAUCCCAGCCCAAGCGUCGAGGCCGAUCCGAUCUACGGAUAUUCGGACUUCGUCCAGUUCGCGGCCGCCCAUGGCGUGGGCUUCUUUCUGUGGAACAUAUUGGCGGAGAAUUCGCGCGCUUGGGGUGGUUGGGACAAGUUCGCGCAUCACGCUCUGUGCAUCGUUGCGCACCUCGUGAGCCAGCACCCAUUCUCGCCGAAGUGCCUGUGCAUGCUGAUGCUCUUCGAGUUCAGCACGCCCCCGCUGUGCGCGUUCAACGUUCUGCGAUGGCUUGGCUUGGAGGACACGCAGGCCUAUCGGAACUGCCGCGUCGCAUUCGCUGUGUUGUUCUUCGUGUUCCGAAUAGCCUUCGGGAUCCCAAUGACCGCUGCUUGGUACGCCGACAUGUAUACGCUAGCUGCGGACCCGCUACGGGAGGUGCACUCGAUGGCUGUGUUCAAUAUUAUGCUAAUCGUACCGAUUCCCUUCAUGUGUUUGCAACUGUGGUGGUUCCGGCUCAUCGCCAGGGCUGUGUUGAAGAAGGGCAAGAAGCAGGUCAAGUAA
Molecule: messenger RNA, 774 nt
Organism: Prorocentrum cordatum
Lineage: Eukaryota; Dinophyceae; Prorocentrales; Prorocentraceae
Source: the annotation of a GenBank genome assembly